Suncus etruscus (white-toothed pygmy shrew) is the source of this 944-nucleotide messenger RNA. It is a transcript of the gene PDCL, whose product is annotated as phosducin like. The coding region runs from base 1 to 906 and encodes 301 amino acids. The transcript has 3 exons. The record is from RefSeq and is a predicted model, not a curated record. Gene Ontology annotation, biological process: regulation of G protein-coupled receptor signaling pathway. Lineage: Eukaryota; Metazoa; Chordata; Mammalia; Eulipotyphla; Soricidae.
AUGACAACCCUAGAUGACAAGUUGCUGGGAGAGAAGCUACAAUAUUACUAUAGCAGCAGCGAGGAGGAGGACAGUGACCACGAGGACAAAGAUGGAGGCAGGGGUGCUCUGGCUGGUGGCUCUAUGACUGCGGAUGCCGAGGGGACUGGGGAAGGCAUCUCAGUGAACACAGGUCCAAAAGGUGUGAUCAAUGACUGGCGCCGCUUUAAGCAGCUGGAGACAGAACAGAGGGAAGAGCAAUGUCGGGAGAUGGAACGGCUUAUCAAGAAGCUCUCAAUGACCUGCAGGUCCCAUCUGGAUGAAGAGGAGGAGCAGCAGAAGCAGCAGGACCUCCAGGAGAAGCUCAGUGGGAAGAUGACCCUGAAGGAGUUUACCAGGAUGAACAAAGACCAAGAUGAUGAAGAGUUUCUGCAGCAGUACCGGAAGCAGAGGAUGGAGGAGAUGCGGCAGCAGCUUCACCGAGGGCCCCAGUUCAAGCAGGUUUUUGAGAUCCCCACUGGUGAAGCCUUUCUAGACAUGAUUGAUAAAGAACAGAGAAGCACGCUCAUCAUGGUCCAUAUUUAUGAGGAUGGCAUCCUGGGAACCGAAGCCAUGAAUGGCUGUAUGAUCUGCCUGGCUGCUGAGUACCCGGCUGUCAAAUUCUGCCGCGUGAGGAGCUCUGUGAUCGGUGCCAGCAGUCGGUUCACCAGGAAUGCCCUCCCAGCCCUGCUCAUCUACAAGGGAGGUGAACUCAUUGGCAAUUUUGUUCGUGUCACCGACCAACUAGGGGACGAUUUUUUUGCUGUGGACCUUGAAGCUUUCCUGCAGGAGUUUGGAUUGCUUCCCGAAAAGGAAGUCUUGGUGUUGACAUCUGUGCGUGACUCUGCCGCUUGUCACAGUGAGGAUAGUGACUUGGAAAUAGAUUGAAUUGAGAGUCCAGUUGCAGAGUGCUAGAAAACUAUGUA